AUGACGUCUCGAGCCAAUCUCAUCGCCCGCACCGUCAUAAGCCAGUUCGAUAAGCUCCCCUCCAAAAGGAAGCCUUGUGUUCGCGACAAUGGCCUCCACGAAUGGGUGCCCCUGAGCGGCAUAGUCGCCGAGAAGGAUGGAAUCUUGACUUGCCUAGCAUUAGCGACGGGCAUGAAGUGUCUUCCGGCAUCGAAGCUGGGCGAUGCAAACGGCGUGGCUAUUCAUGACUGGCAUGCUGAAAUUUUGGCCAUUCGCACGUUCAAUCGGUUCUUGCUGGACGAAUGCCAGAGUCUCAUUGACGGCAGCCGUAAUGAUCCUGAAACUAUCCUCCAGCAGAGCGACUCAUUAGAUGUCGAUAGGGAAAGCGGGCAGUACGCGAGACCCUUUGGAGUGAAACAUGACGUUAAGCUUCACAUGUACUGUUCAGAGGCACCAUGCGGAGAUGCCAGCAUGGAGCUCAUCAUGGCUGCUCAGGAAGACGCAUCGCCAUGGGAACUUCCCGCUGCCACACCAGACAGUACACAGUCCACCAUCUCAGAAUCAGAAUCGGCUCUUCCGGGACGUGCUUACUUCUCACAACUGGGAAUUGUUCGUCGCAAGCCAGCCCGCGGGGACGCUCCGCCUACGCUGUCAAAAUCGUGCUCAGACAAGAUAGCUCUAAAGCAGUGCACUUCGUUGCUCUCGUCUUUAGUAUCGCUACUGGUUAAUCCUCCCAACGCUUACAUCGAUACACUUGUUCUCCCAGAGUCGCAGUUCUCUGCAGCUGCCUGUGAGCGAGCCUUUUCCGCCGUGGGCAGAAUGAAACCCGUUGCUGGCAAGCAGUGGGCUGAGGGGUACGCUUUUAGACCAUUCAAGGUCGAAGCCACGACUGUAGAGUUUGAGUUCUCCAAAAGGGCGGUCCAGGCUCGCUCCAAGGUCAUCUCGGCAAGCAACCUUGCUGCUACGUGGUCGGCCUCGGGCUUUGAAGAGACGAUUCUGGGGGGCGUGCUUCAGGGGAGGAAGCAGUUUGACAUUAGAGGCGCCAGCAAGACGUCCAGGAGGCAGAUGUGGAUCAAGUCAAAGCAGCUCUCCGACGACCUCUCUACUUCUAAUGCCGGACGUCAUAGAGGGGUUCAGGAGCAUUUCUCAUCGGCCAGCAGCUAUCAGGAUAUCAAGGACGGGCCAUUGCUAGCCGAGCGGAGGCAGGUCAAAGCUCAAGUUCGGCAACUUGCUCUCAAGGGCUGGGUUCAGAACGAAGGAGACUCGGGAUUUGGGAUGUAG
Messenger RNA from Trichoderma virens Gv29-8, 1260 nucleotides. RefSeq lists its product as uncharacterized. Lineage: Eukaryota; Fungi; Ascomycota; Sordariomycetes; Hypocreales; Hypocreaceae. Bases 1 to 1260 code for a protein of 419 amino acids. The record is from RefSeq and is a predicted model, not a curated record. Gene Ontology annotation, biological process: tRNA wobble adenosine to inosine editing. The transcript has 3 exons. Gene Ontology annotation, molecular function: RNA binding; tRNA-specific adenosine-37 deaminase activity.